Molecule: messenger RNA, 1153 nt
Organism: Salvelinus sp. IW2-2015
Lineage: Eukaryota; Metazoa; Chordata; Actinopteri; Salmoniformes; Salmonidae
Exons: 8
Coding region: 359-799 (146 amino acids)
Biological process (GO): intracellular calcium ion homeostasis; calcium ion transmembrane transport
Cellular component (GO): endomembrane system; membrane
Molecular function (GO): calcium:proton antiporter activity
Source: RefSeq, a predicted model, not a curated record
AUUUGCCCCAACCCUGUUCUCCAAGGCCUACGGUAGCCUGGUGUGUGCGGGAUGCUCCAGCUCUCCAGCCAACACCAGCAGGCCCUUUACCUGUAUGGACUGCCACUAUGACAUGAGUGGAAGUAACGAACCCUUAUAUCUCAGACACAUUGAGCCUCUUGUAUACACCAUCUCCGUGUUGCUGCCCUCCGCCUACUGAUCGGCCUCAUCUUCACCCUGAAGACCCACUCCACAUCUACGACAUCCAAGUCAGUGACGUGCACGACCACCACCAGGGUCAGUGCCCACCGGGGGCGCCAGCGGUGGUCAUGGCACGGUCGUCCACUGGUCCAGGUUGAGGGCUCUGUCUGUGCUGAUCAUGGCCACGCUGCUAAUGGCUGCCUGUGCCGACCUCACCACGGAGCACAUCAAACCCAUCCUCGACCACUCCGCCAUCUCCCAGUAUUUCAUCGGCGUGACCGUGUUGGCGAUGGUGCCAGAAAUUCCUGAGAUCUUCAACGGAAUCCAGUUUGCCCUGCAGAAUAACAUCAGUCUCAGCUUGGAGGUGGGAAACUGCAUAGCAGUGCAAGUCUGCAUGAUUCAGAUUCCCUUACUCAUCUUGUUCAACACUUUUUAUGAUGUGGGAUUCAUGCUCCUGUUCAGUGACUUGCAUCUUUGGGCCAGCAUCUUUAGUGUGAUUGUGGUCAACUACAUUUUCAUGGAUGGCAAGUCUGACUACUUUCAGGGGACUGCUUUGGUGGUGGUUUACCUCAUUCUACUGGCGUUGUACUUUUUCGCCCCAUCACCCCGUGCCUGUUGAGCUGCCCGCAAAGAACUUCAACUCCUAGAGUCCUGUCAGUCACUAUUACAGGAGCUGCCUUUGUGUUAACUAUUUCGAUGCCAUGUGAGUUAUAUUCUGUCUUUCAGUUGUAUUCAUAAGGGCUCGCAGUGGGAAGUCCAGGUAGUCCCUCCCUGUUGCAAUUUGUUUUCCCAUUUGUGCCUAAUGACAUGACCCGUCUGGCAAAUGGCCCUUUACCUUUGGAAUUAUUUGCAUUAUGAUUUCUAAAUUAACAUUCCUUCUAUUUAAGCACUGCACAUCCUGGGUGUAUGUAAACAACAUGUAGGAGACAUGUGUUUUCAGUAGGAUUUUGGUAGAUUAAAAUGCAAAUGUUAA